This is a messenger RNA of Candoia aspera, 5186 nucleotides long. It is a transcript of the gene WNK4, whose product is annotated as WNK lysine deficient protein kinase 4. Gene Ontology annotation, molecular function: protein serine/threonine kinase activity; potassium channel inhibitor activity; ATP binding. The transcript is spliced from 20 exons. The record is from RefSeq and is a predicted model, not a curated record. Gene Ontology annotation, cellular component: cytosol; cytoplasm. NCBI's taxonomy places the organism in Eukaryota, Metazoa, Chordata, Lepidosauria, Squamata, Candoiidae. Gene Ontology annotation, biological process: intracellular signal transduction; protein phosphorylation; monoatomic ion homeostasis. The coding region runs from base 124 to 3936 and encodes 1270 amino acids.
CCGCCGGACCAGGCCUGGAGGGGGCGGUGCCGCCGCCGAGCGCACGUAGAGGCUGCCUGGCUGCCGGCUUAGUAAGCGAGCAACCGCGCUCGGAUACAGUGGCUUUUCUUGUCCGGCCGUCCGAUGCUGAUGCUGCGGGCACCGCACCCGGGCCCCGGAGCCCUCAUGCCCCAGCCCGAUCGGGUGGACCUGGGUAGCUGCGGCAUGGGUGAAGAGGCUGGCCAGGCUGAGGGUCCUCGGACGCGCAGACCCUCCGGUCGCCGCGAAUCUACCUACAAGAUAAGCCGUCGGAGUUCAUCCGAGCUUGGAUUAAGGGGCUUCGACAGCGAAGACAGUGCCCCGGCUGUAGCUGUAGCUGUAGUCCCAGCCCCUGGCCCCGUGGACCUGGAGGUGAUGGAGCCGCCGGCUGCGGCUUCAGAGAGUUCUCAGUCUCAGGGUCUCCGCGUUGCUUCAGCCACGGGAUCCGCGGGCAGCGAGAGUCCUCCCGAGGCCAUCCCGUCGCACCCUCUGCUCUCUCCCGCGGAGAGCCGCCACGAUCGCGAACACUGGGAACAAGAGGAGAACGAAGAGGCGGAGACCCGGGCCGUGGCCACGUCUCCGGACGGUCGCUUUCUCAAGUUUGACAUCGAGAUUGGCCGCGGCUCCUUCAAGACUGUCUACAAAGGACUAGACACGGAAACCACCGUCGAGGUGGCUUGGUGCGAGCUGCAGACGAGGAAACUGUCCAAGAUGGAAAGGCAGCGCUUCAGUGAGGAGGUAGAGAUGCUGAAGGGACUCCAGCACCCCAACAUUGUCCGUUUCUAUGACUCAUGGAAGUCUUCCGUCAAAGGACAGGUCUGCAUUGUGCUGGUCACAGAACUCAUGACCUCAGGCACCCUCAAAACGUACUUGAAGCGAUUCAAGGAGAUGAAGAUGAAGGUUCUUCAGAGAUGGAGCAGACAGAUCCUUCGAGGACUCCAUUUUCUACAUACACGAUCCCCUCCAAUCAUUCAUCGGGACCUGAAAUGUGAUAAUGUCUUUAUCACAGGUCCCACUGGCUCAGUCAAAAUUGGGGAUCUUGGUUUGGCCACACUCAAGCGUGCAUCAUUUGCAAAGAGUGUCAUAGGAACCCCUGAAUUCAUGGCUCCAGAGAUGUAUGAAGAAAAAUAUGAUGAAGCAGUGGAUGUUUAUGCCUUUGGCAUGUGCAUGCUGGAGAUGGCAACCUCAGAAUACCCCUAUUCAGAAUGCCAGAAUGCAGCUCAGAUCUAUCGUAAAGUUACCUCGGGUAUGAAACCAAACAGUUUUUACAAGGUGAAGGUGCCUGAACUAAAGGAGAUCAUUGAGGGUUGCAUUCGGAUGAACAAAAAAGAAAGAUAUACAAUCCAGGAUCUUCUGGACCACUCCUUCUUCCAUGAAGAUACAGGGGUCCAUGUUGAACUGGCUGAAGAGGAUGAUGGGGUUAAGACCAAUCUGAAGCUUUGGCUACGGAUGGAUGACACCAAAAAGCUGCAUGGGAAGUACAAGGACAACAAUGCCUUGGAGUUUCACUUUGAGCUAUAUAAGGAUGUGGCUGAGGAAGUUGCCCAGGAAAUGGUGGUCCUAGGCUUUGUGUGUGAGGCAGACUACAAGCCAGUGGCCAAAGCAGUGCGUGAGCGUGUUCUUGCUAUCAAGCGCCAGCGUGAGAAGGCCAAACGAGCUCAUGAACAGCAGAAGCGGCAGGAGCAACCUCUAGCAAUGACUCCUGAUAUUCUGCAUCUGCUGGACCUGGACUCGCCCUCUCCUCUCAGUCCUGCACAGCCCUCCGCACCCACCACACCAGGGUCUGGUGAUUCUGCCCUCGGAUCCACCUUUCCCCCAGAGCCAGAAGAACCAGAGGUCGACCAGCACCAGCCUUUCCAGUAUCAUCCUAACUAUUCCUCUACCACAUCUGAUUGUGAGACUGAUGGAUACUUGAGUUCCUCUGGAUUUGUGGACUUGCCUGACAAGCUACAGAGUCACCCUAGCCCAAUAACUGUUCCUGAACAUUCCUUUGCUUCGAGCAUUGCUGUGAGCCUGGACCCUGCCUCCAUCAGUGACAUCUCUUCCCCUGUCGACAGUUACACAUCUGAUGUGGCGUCUGGCUUGAGCGAUGGCUAUGAGGGUCUCUCUGCAAGUGAAGGCAGAUCAAAGCCCCUGGCCAAGCGAGGCUCUGGAAGACUGCUGCGUCGUCGCGCUCGAUCUCGUCUGCGAAUUACGAAUAUGCCAAACCAGAAUGAUCAAGUGGUUGAGUGUCAACUACAAACAUAUAAUAACAAGAUGGUCACCUUCAAGUUUGACCUGGAUGGAGACAGUCCUGAGGAAAUUGCAGCUGUCAUGGUUGCCAAGGAAUUCAUCCUGAAAUCUGAACAGGAAGGAUUCAUCCGGCGAAUUCAUGAUAUUAUCCAGCGUGUAGAAACACUCCUUCAGAAGGAUAAGUUAAACAAAGACCAGGGGGCUCUGGGCAAGCCGGAUGUGCAAUGUAUGCCUCCUACGUCAGCUGCUAAUGGUCUCUCAGCUGAGCUGCCGCUGCAAGACCUCUCAUGUUCCAUCUCCUCAUCCUCGUCUCUUAGUGAUUUUGGUUGCCCUAGCCCAGGACAACUGAUAUCAUCACCUGUCCAAACUUCAGUGGUGGAUGCAGUUUUUGAGAAUGAGCCCUUUAGCCCCGUUGUACGCCCAUCAACUACUCAAAAUUUUGGGCAACCACUGCUUUCAACUACAUCUGCAGGUGUCCCCAGCAUGCCUGGACAGACCUGGCCAACCUACCAUAUGUAUCCAGGGACUCCUACAGCUCCCUCUUACCUUGUCCCCAUCCCUCAACCAAUUUCCCCACCAAAUUCUGCUCUCCCCACAUCACCCCUUACCUCAUCAACUGCCCCAUCCAUUGGCACUGCUGUGCAUGCACCGCCUGUCCCCAUGUGGCCCCCCUCUACUUCCCCAUUGUUCUCCCUCGCCAAUGUCUUCUCUCUGGCUGUGAUGAGUAUGGCCCAGUCACUUCUUCCAGCAGUAUCUGUAGGGACUGCCCAGACAGGGCCCCUCUAUACCUCACCAGUCCCACAGCCACCAAUACGCUGCCCACCAAGCUCAACUGCAGCACGUUUUAUCUACCCUGAACUGGUGUCUCCCCCAAAACCAGCCCACUUAGCCAACGGGAUGUUGGGGCCAAUGGUGUCUCCAGGCUCCCUGGUCACCUCAGUUGCUGGGAAUCCUGAGAACAGUCCAGUAACUCCUGUCUCUUCCUGGUCUGGAUCACAAUUACCUAUAUCAGAUCUGCCUACCUCCAGUGGUUCCUCUGCCCAACAAUCAUCCAUCAGUGAAGGUGAGCCCAAGCCACAAAUCCUGGGCCGUUUCCAGGUGACCCCCACACGGAAUAUCCCAUCAGAAUCCCCCCCCAAAGGCAACGGUCCUGACAUCUCGAGUACUUCCGAAUCUGAUAGUGGAUCUCCUGGUGAAACACCUGUGCAGGAAGCCGAGGAGGGCACCACCCCUGUGGCAGAAGGAGAAGGGGAAGGAGAGCCCAUACAUGGCAAUGUUGUCUGGAUGAAUUAUAUGCACAGCCCUUCCUAUCCAAGCAGCGACGAUUCAGACAGUACAGAAGAUGAUGAUGUCUGGAUUGAGCUGCAAGCCUUACGCCAGAAGCAUCUCUCUGAAGUAGAAAAGCUCCAAGCCCAGCAGAAACAAGAAAUAGAGGAGCUUUAUGCCCGCCUUGGCAAGGUGCCUCCUGCUGGAAUCGUGUCACCUGCAGCCAUGCUCUCCAGCCGCCAGCGCCGCCUCUCCAAGGGCAGCUUCAAUCCCCUGAGGCGCAGCAGCCUGCAGCGCCCAGACUCGGCACAGCCUCAAGGGAUCAUGAGGAGAAAUUCUGUGAGCGGCAGUGGCCUCCCCUCUCAAGAGCAGCGGCAUAGUAAAGGCGUGAAGUUUGCCAGUGACGUUGGAUGCCUGUAACCAGACCAUUUGUGGAUACUUUUGUGGACUCUACCUCAGCCUGUUGCCCACCCUCAAAAGGAUGGAAUGAAAGGGCCUUGUGCAGCAUCUGCCUUCUGCUCUAUUCAUAAGGCCAAUCACCAUCAUUCAGUAUGACAAAGAUAUCUUGAUAAAAGGAACAGAACUGCUGUCUCUGAGAAUUGUAUCACUACCAAUGGAGCAAGGAUUACAACACCUCAGUGCUACUGAGCUUCUCUCUGUAAGCUUUGGGUCUGCAAAGGGAUGCCAAGCCCCUGUUGUUUGGGAGGACUUCUCAUGAAAAUGCCAGGAUGUGCAUGGCUUUCUGCUGUUUCUCUCUUAUAAAGGAAUGCUACUGAAACAGAAGCAAGAUGCCCUAUGGGAUCCUUUGUUCUCUGGAGUGAAAUCCUCAUGCUUCAAGCUUUAUUGAUCUUUGUGCCUUGACAAGAGGAGGUCAAAAUCUAGACUGAGUGGAUGUUGCUUGCUCCUCUUAAUUCCCAAAGCCACCAAAGGCUCCUCUAAAUCUUUAAGCAGCUGUCUUAUGGGAGAUGAGUAUUAAAGGAAUUGGGGGCCCUCCUCAUUGCUUGAGCUGCAAGCUCAGCCCCAGCAGCAAUGGCAGUCUGCUUGAUCUCCUCUGCACUUUUUGAAAACUUUGCCUUGAUUGGAGUACAACUUUACUUACAGAGGUAUCUGCACUUUGGAGUGAAACCCUUGGGUAUGAAGUUUUUAUAUAUCUACUGUAUAUAUAAAGUUGGGCUUUGGAAGGAAAGUUGAUGUUGCAUAAGUUAUUUUCCUUUUUAUACAUCUAAAGUUGUCAUGUAGCAACUCCAAAAUGAGGAAACUGGUAUGUCCAUGUAAACCUGUAAUUACUAUAACAUGCCAAUCCAUAUUCAGCUAAGGUUCCCCUCAAACAGGCAGCACCAAUCUGGCCAAAGUAAAUAAAAGAUGAACCCAAAGGAAAUAAGUAAAUAUAUAUUCAGAGAACAUUCCAAAUUCUUUGAUCCUUUCUUUCUCUUUCCCCUGUACAGUACUCACUAUUGCAUUCUGAGCUCCCCGCUAAGAUUGAGUUCAGGCCAACGGCUUUUGGUAGAGCUACUCUUUUUUUCCUCCAUAACCUUUUUGGAUACAAAAAAUGAGAAAAGCAGAUAGUAGGGAAACAAGUAAGGGUUGCAAGUAGGAGAUAAUGACAUCCACCCCUACCUUCCCCCGUGUAUUUCUGUCAAUAAGGCAGGCAUUAGCACAACAAAAGCUUC